GGCGAGUCAUUUUAUGACAACGAGGAACAGAACAUAUCACUUACCAAACACUUAUCCAGCUCAGUUUCUUGAAAAUACGACGACAGUUAAUCUCUCUAAAUAUAUUUUUGUUUUCUCUCUCUUAAAAAACCAAAAAAAAAAUACUUCUGAAUCAUUCCGAUUCUCUUUGUAAUCUUUAGUUGUUGUACCUACGUGACGACGUCAUGGCUGAAGAGGAACCUAAGAAGGUGACAGAGACCGUUACGGAACCAGCUCCAUCACCGGCUGAGAAACCUGUUGCUGCCACGGAUGUUGCUCCACAGCCACAGGAGAAGUCUGUUGUUGCGGCGGAUGUUGUUGCUCCACAACCGCAAGAGAAGCCUGUGGCUCCACCACCUGUUCUUCCAUCCCCUGCGCCGGUGGAGGAGAAGCUAGAGGGUUCCAAGGCUCUUGUCCCCGUCGUCGCUAAGCAAGUAGAGGAAGAGAAGAAAGAAGGAUCAGUUAAUCGAGAUGCUGUUCUGGCUAGAGUUGAGACAGAGAAGAGGUUGUCACUUAUCAAAGCUUGGGAAGAGGCUGAGAAAUGCAAAGUGGAGAACAAAGCUGAGAAGAAGCUUUCUUCAAUUGGAUCAUGGGAGAACAACAAGAAAGCAGCUGUGGAAGCUGAGCUCAAGAAAAUGGAGGAGCAAUUGGAGAAAAAGAAGGCAGAGUAUGUGGAGGUGAUGAAGAACAAAAUAGCUCAAAUUCACAAAGAGGCAGAAGAGAGAAGAGCGAUGAUCGAAGCUAAGCGUGGAGAAGAGAUACUCAAAGCUGAGGAAUUAGCUGCCAAGUACCGAGCCACCGGAACCGCUCCCAAAAAGCUUUUCGGGUGCAUAUGAAUCUAAAUCAUCUCCGAUGGUCAAAAGUUAAAAAAAACACAUGAAAUAUGUGGUGUUGAUGUAAUGAUGUUUCUAGUUUGCGUAAUAUGGAUUUAAUUUGGCAACAUAGAAAGAUAUAAAUUAAGGUCAAAUGGACCCAAACAUCUUAUUAAUUUGUACAGCUUUUCAUUGAAAGGCUUUUCCCCUAGCUAGCUUUAUGAAUUGGUACGUGCAAUGAUAUGAUUUUCUUUCUUUA
Molecule: messenger RNA, 1089 nt
Organism: Camelina sativa (false flax)
Lineage: Eukaryota; Viridiplantae; Streptophyta; Magnoliopsida; Brassicales; Brassicaceae
Product: remorin 1.4
Source: RefSeq, a predicted model, not a curated record